Molecule: messenger RNA, 1082 nt
Organism: Zophobas morio
Lineage: Eukaryota; Metazoa; Arthropoda; Insecta; Coleoptera; Tenebrionidae
Exons: 4
Coding region: 653-982 (109 amino acids)
Source: RefSeq, a predicted model, not a curated record
CAAAUCUACACGUUUUUUCUAGGCCGCGUUUGCCAUCUUUGUGCAUUUAUACACAAGUAACUGGGUUGACGACAUCAUGAGUUGUUUUCGAUUUUGGGACAUCGACACAGCUGGCGAAAAAAUUAAAAUCAAAAUUAAGAAGGAAAUGCAGAUACUUACAACUUUUGUAAUCUCUAAUACGACGGUAGCCUUAUUAUGGAUAAGUCUAGUUACAUUCGUUUAUUCUUCGUUCGCUAUUCUUCCACCUAGAAAUUUUCUUCUAUGUGCAUGUGACUGCUUGUUCUUAAUUAUAAAAUUAACAUCUCACGUGAUCGUUUUGGCCAUGAUAGCUCACCCAUUUCAAAUACUUUAUAUAACUCAACACGCAAAGUUCCAAAUGUAUUUGUUCAACAAGUAUGUUGAGGAAGUUUGUUGUGUGCGCGAAGAAGAAAAUAUAGAAGAAAGUUUAGUGGACGAUGAAAUAUACCAACAAGAAGUUAGACUUAGACUGAAGUUUCUAGUAAGAAGACACUGCGAUUUCAAGAGGCACGAGUAAAUUUCAGAAAUUUCACAAAAUAUCUUUUGUCUUAUUUCCAGAUGGAGAAUUCGCACUCUAGAAAUUGUUCACAGCCUCAUAAUACCAUUCAGUGUGGCCGUUGGUUUUAUUUUAUUUAUGGCCAUGUUUUCUUUCUUGACUACGACAGAGUCGACGACAAUUAAUACAUGCUGCAACGCACUUUUUGGUUUCCUCGCUGGGUCCGGUUUUGUUACUAUGAUUAUUUGCGGCGAAACUUUACAAGACGAAUCUGAUAACACAUUCACAACACUCGUGAUGACAAAAUGGUAUAAUUUCAACUGCGCAAAUCGAAAAACCUUUCUCUUGAUGUUGUGCAACAGUAUGGAGCCCAUAAAUCUCAACUUUUCAAAAGAAAUAGCCAUAAACUAUGGUCUAGGAGUGACUAUUUUCAAAGCGGUAUACUCGACCAUCUCAGUUUUCUAUUAACAAACAAAACAAAAUAAAAGAGACGAAGAAACUAUUAACAAAGUUUUCUUUUCAUUAACCUUAAAUAUACCUGUGGUGAAUGGACAAUCUACCCAAAUCA